This is a messenger RNA of Aureobasidium uvarum, 834 nucleotides long. NCBI's taxonomy places the organism in Eukaryota, Fungi, Ascomycota, Dothideomycetes, Dothideales, Saccotheciaceae. The record is from the annotation of a GenBank genome assembly.
AUGCCACACUCAUCGCGGAGACCGCGCAAACCGUAUCAUCCAAAACGAAUCAUAUCGGAGUCCGAAGAUGGCUGGUCCAGAGUCGAGCACACAGCACCACCACGAUACGGCAGGACGGCUGCAGUAGACAGUUCGCUCCCGCCAGUCGACAGAUCGCUCACAGCGCAGAAGCUACUGGACGAACACAAUCGAUGCAAACAGCAGUGGGUAGAGAGCGACGCGCGUCGAUGGCUCCAACAGCUGUUGGCAAGGCAGAUGACCGAGGGAGGAUGGUCUUUGAACAAGGCCAUCUGUGUCGCUCUGGGCAGUCCGAGUCUGUCAUGGGCAAACCGUCACAGGAGUGUGUGGCAGCUGGUCAUGUUCAUGGACCUGGUAGACUUGGUGCGACCAAAACUUAACCACGCCAACGAAUUCAAGCUCUAUGCUCAAGAGCCUCGCUUCACAUCGCUCGACAGGGAAUUUCUGCAAUCUCUUGACAUCGCCGUCCUAGACCCUCCACAGGCCGAAGAGCUGGUAGAUCAGUCGACGCUUAUCUUCAUACCCUGCAUAGAGUGGCUCCUCGAACUGCCUUUCAUGCUGGUUGCGAAAACAUCGCCGCUCUACGUCAGCUCGUCCAUGCACUGGAUCAUCGACGAGGCCGAGCGCUCCCGCAAUCGACUUGUCGCCGACGUGAACAACAAACCUCCGGUGCUGAAAGAAUGCGAUGAUGCCAUAGCCGCCGCGAAGGCUGUCCUCGAUACACACGACGAAAACAAGAUGCCAGAAGCUGAUUUCGCCGAUGGCCACAGUCUCGCCUUGACCAUCUAUACCCUCAAGCAUCAAGACGAAGAUUGA